This is a messenger RNA of Cryptomeria japonica (Japanese cedar), 1518 nucleotides long. RefSeq names its product peroxidase 49. The transcript is spliced from 4 exons. The coding region runs from base 287 to 1294 and encodes 335 amino acids. The record is from RefSeq and is a predicted model, not a curated record. NCBI's taxonomy places the organism in Eukaryota, Viridiplantae, Streptophyta, Pinopsida, Cupressales, Cupressaceae. Gene Ontology annotation, molecular function: heme binding; peroxidase activity. Gene Ontology annotation, biological process: response to oxidative stress; hydrogen peroxide catabolic process.
AUCACUUUCAAUCCUUUACUAAUUCCGAACCGCCGGUCCUUCCGAGCUUGACUUAACACCUCCUGUUAGCUGUAAAUAGCCCUGCUAGGCCCUUCAUCUCUACUUCUUGAUUCUUCAACAAUAAGAUAUUUGCUAUCCAGAACUUUAAGUUAUUUCAUAUUUUCACUACUUAUAUAACCAUUCUCAUAGCACUUCCUUAAUCAUCUCGUUCCUCUGGUCAAGCUUCUCUUCUCUUUUGUAAAGUAGAAUAGCUGUCAUUAAGACUCCUCUCCCCACCAUUGCAGAGAUGGGACAAAUGGAGAAUACUAGUACUUCCCUUGUUCUGAUGCUUGUUGGGUCUGCUUUGAUGUUAUGGUUUCACCCAAUACAAGCACAAAAUGGUCUCUUCCAUGAUUAUUAUGCCAAAUCUUGUCCCAAAGUUGAGGCAAUCAUUCAAUCAGUUGUGGCAAAGGCUGUGAAAAAGGAAGCAAGAAUAGCUGCUUCCUUGCUUCGACUACAUUUUCAUGACUGUUUUGUUAAGGGAUGUGAUGCUUCACUUCUUCUUGACGACACCUCCAACUUCACAGGAGAGAAGACAGCUAAUCCCAACAGGAACUCUGCGAGAGGUUUCAACGUUGUGGAUAAUAUAAAGAGUGCAGUGGAGAAAGCCUGUCCAGGUGUUGUGUCUUGUGCUGAUAUUCUUGCUGUGGCAGCUCGGGAUUCAGUACUCAUUAGUGGAGGACCUUCAUGGGUUGUUCCUUUGGGGAGAAGGGAUUCGAGAGGUGCAAGCAUACAAGGAGCGAACAAUAAUAUUCCUCAACCCAACUCAACCCAUCAGACAUUGGAGACCAAAUUCAAACUCAAAGGGCUCAACGUGGUUGACCUUGUAGUUCUCUCUGCUGGACACACCAUUGGAUUAUCCAGGUGCACAAGCUUCAAGCAAAGGCUAUACAACUUGACAGGAAAUGGAAAGCCGGAUCCCACUGUGGACCAGGGGUAUUUAAAGCAGUUGAGGACUUUAUGUCCCCAAACCGGUACAGACGACAACCAAACCACACCACUGGAUCCUGUUAGCCCCACUAAAUUUGACACAAACUAUUUCAAAAACUUGGAAGUAGGAAGAGGUCUUCUCAUCACAGAUGAGAUUCUGUAUACUACAAAAGGGAGCGAGACGGCAGCCUUAGUGAAGUUUUAUGCCAGGCAUUCCCAGGCUUUCUUCCAACAAUUUGCUAAGUCUAUUAUAAAGAUGGGCAACAUUACUCCUCUCAUCAAGCCUCGUGGAGAGAUUAGAAAAAACUGUCGUAAAAUGAAUUAGUCAGAUGUUAUCUCUUUUGGAUUGAACUUUAAAGAUCUGUUAUUUUAUUGUUGGGUUAAGCACAUUUAUGUCUUGAAUAAUCUUUGUAUUAGGUGAUUUCAGAAAACAAACAUUUUUAGGCCUUGUCAGGCCAGGCGUGUUUACAGUUCUUGCAGGUGUGCAUGUAAAUGGCACGAUUUGCCUGCUAUUAAAUAAAUGUAUUCCAGCUUUCAAUGGGUUUUUAA